Molecule: messenger RNA, 4152 nt
Organism: Mobula hypostoma (lesser devil ray)
Lineage: Eukaryota; Metazoa; Chordata; Chondrichthyes; Myliobatiformes; Myliobatidae
Product: LIM domain and actin-binding protein 1-like
Exons: 9
Coding region: 146-2125 (659 amino acids)
Biological process (GO): actin filament bundle assembly
Cellular component (GO): actin cytoskeleton; plasma membrane
Molecular function (GO): actin filament binding
Source: RefSeq, a predicted model, not a curated record
AAGUGAGUCAGAUCAGAAUUCCAAGAGCCCUACCACCACAAGGAUCAAGUCUCCCAGGAGCCCAGGAGCCUCAAGCAAAUUUUCUUAUCCUGGUGCAGAGACCGAAGGGCAGGCUGAGAUAAAGCCACAGUCUGAGGGCUGGAAGAUGGAGAGAGCUCUUUCAAAAGAGAGAAUUGAAGUGGAGAAUGGAACAGCACAAGAUCUGACAAUCUUCCCUAAAGUUGAAAAAUUUAAUGUCCCACUGAACAGUUUGAAGAUGAUGUUCGAGAAGGGUGAUAUGAAUGCUCAGUCCAAGAGCAGACAACAUGAACUCUCUGUCAAGGCUGCCCGAGAUCGGCACCUCAAGUCUGACGUUUCCAAGAAGUGGUUAGACAGGACUGCAGAAGGCAGCUGUCUGAUUGAAGGCGUGGUGGAGAACAAAGCAAAGGACGGGAGCGCAAGUGGCUUUAAAUCAGAUGAUUUUGACCAUACCUCGCCUGGAACAAGCCCUGAUAAAACUGAAUCUAAGGUUGGUACGGAGUUGACAGACAUGCAGGAACAGUCGGCAGUGAAAGACAGAAUGGCAUUAUACCAGGCUACUGCAUCACAGAAGGAGACCAGCCUCCAAUCUCCUACAGCUUUGGAAGAACAUGUGGUACCAGGGGAAGUCAUGGACACCAAGGAGCUGUGGAACACCAGAGAGUUAUCUAAUCCAAAGAGGCUGUCACAGCCUGACAGUGACCUUGAAAUACAUGCAAGCAAUGAGAAUGAACAAAAAGAAAAUGUGCCACCAGAACCUUUGACCAAUACCACCUCCAAUGCGGAGUUGCAGAAGGGGUCUGUGAUUGAAAGCACUUCCAGUUCUUGGAAAAGUUCUAUUUCUGAAAGACAACUCGAUACCCAAGAAAAUGAAGGGAUGCCAAAGCUUUCAGCUGAUGGGAUCAAGGCACAAAGACCAACCAUGGAAAUACAAAACAUUCCAGCCAAAUCUGUUAAGAAAUUCCAACUCCCAGCUAGGGAGUUGUGUGUCACCUGCCAAAAGACGGUUUAUCCCAUGGAGCGCCUGGUCGCAAACCAACAGGUCUUUCACAAUGUCUGUUUCCGUUGUAGCCACUGUAACAUGAAACUCAGCCUUGGGAAUUUUGCCUCCCUCCAUGGGAGUGUCUACUGUAAACCACACUUCAGUCAGCUCUUCAAGUCCAAAGGUAAUUAUGAUGAGGGAUUUGGCCACAAACCCCACAAAGAGUUGUGGAUGACCAGAAACGAGAGUGACCCCAUAGAGAGCAAGAGUGAAGAUUCCUUGGAUAAACUGGAGGCCAAGGCUGAUGGCUCUGGAGUGGACGAGCUUUCUAUAGCCAAGGUGGGGGUUCUGGCUGCCAGCAUGGAGGCUUUGGCUUCUGGUCCGUCACCUGAAAAAGUGGAGAAACCUGUGGAAACACGGAGGCUAAAAAUAGCUUGGCCACCACCCACUGAAGCAGGAAUUAAAGGGACCAGCUCCACUGAAGAGGGUAUCAGAGUUAACAAACCAAAAUGGCCUCCAGAGGAUGACCAACAACAGACCACCAAGAGAAACCCAGAUUUCGUCAACGGCUCCAGACUGAGGAGAAGUGCCUCCCUGAAGGAGCGCUGGAGACCAUUUAGUGUGGCUGAGCCCCUGAAACCUGUGACUGUUAAGGAGCCGAUGAAGAAUGCCCAGCCCACCAAGAGUAGUGCAGUCCAGGAUGUGGUAGUCAGUAAAGAAAAGGAAGGUGAGGGGGAGACUGAACCAAAGAAUGAGAGGAAAGAAAGCGUGAAAGAUGAAGAGGAGCUGCCAGCACCAGCCAAGAUUGAGUGGGAGAGUGAUUUGGUGGUUGGAGAGGGGGUAGAAGUCCAAAGUGACAACUAUCCACCUGUGGAGAAAGAUCAGUUCAAAGAGAUGGCUGGGGAGACUGACCUUGGAAAGGAUGAGGAGCAGGUAUCCAGGCAUGAGUCAGGCUCGCCGCAAACCCCAGGGGACACUGUUGUCUCGAAUGAGCAAAUUCUUGAGAAUGAGAAAAAACUGGAAGACAGUUUAUCAGAGGAGGAUGAAGACGAAGUGGAAGCAAUCAAGGAACUGUCGGUUGAAGAACAAAUCAAGAGAAAUAGAUAUUAUGAAGAUGAGGAUUAGAUGCUGUGGAUAUGGUGAUUUACAUUUUAAUUGGUGACUGGCCUUGUGGGUUUUAGAAGUCAGUAUCAGCUCAGACCUUCCUGCUGUAAAGUGGUUUAUUCAAGUGUCUAUGUUGGUGGGAGCAUUAUUUUGAAAUGAAAAAUUUGGUAAAAUGAAUUCUAUUUGGAGUAAGAGGCAAGUAAUUGCCACAUUGGUAUUUUUUGUUUAAAUGUCCACUCUGAAGAAGUCUCUGCUUGGACAUGCUAUGAGUCCUAUUUCCUGUCCACUGGUUAUAGUUGCUAACCCUAAAAGGUGUAUAUUGUAAAGAUCCAAGCGUAUGAAAAGAAUGAUUAUGGAAUUGUCAGUUUAAACUGCACUCAGGUUUCAAUAUUCAGGCCUGGGUGCUGGGGCAGCAUCCGCCCAUCUGCUGGAUCGAAUCUAAUCUAGUUUCAAAACACAAUGCAACUUCCUGCAUUUCCUACCCCACAUUAUAUUUGGUUCACUCCUUUAGCACACUUCCAAAUGGUCUCCCAAUAUCUAAAAAAGAAAGGAUGUAUUGGGUUUAUCAAAAAAAAAACACCUUCAAGAACUGAAGGCAACUUAACUGUAAAUGAUAAUGGAGCAAAAACUAGCCAAGGUUGAAGGUAGCUGUUUCUUCUUAUUGUCCAGCCCCUGCCUAUAGAACAGUGAGGUUAUCAGUUUUUUACAUUUUGCUGGAUUGAAUAUGUUUGGCUAGAGAGCUGGUGUGAUCCAUCACUCAUCAUUGAGUGACAUGAGGACUGGGUUCCAAACAUUGUGUGACCAACUAGCCUUUCCAUUGUUGGCAUUUCAAAGCCGUGUAACCUGACAUUUUGAUGUUUUCGCCCUGUGUCAAAGUUGUGCAUCUAAUUCCUGUGAGAUGUAAAUGGGGACAUUGGAAUAUACACCACUUGAGCAGUAAUGUUUUGGCUGCAAACCUGACCUUAGUCUUCAGUCAAUUUGCCUUUGUUCCCCAAUUUCUUUCAUUUUAUACCUUGGUGUUAUACAUGUACAGCAUAUGUUUGAGGACAGAAUGCUGCUGAAAAUAUUGUGUUUUUUGAUUUUAGAUGGGAAGUGAAGAAUUUGAUAUGUGAUAUGGUUUGCAGUUUUAAUUUUCUGACAUUUUGGUAUACACUAAUGCUGCAAUGCUGAAUUGUGUUUUCUGGGUAUGUGUUAGAUGUGUCACUACAGCCUCCUGGCACUUGAUUUGGUUUAAGGUGAUUUUUUUUUCAAUUUCAGGUAAAGUCAGUCUUUUUAUUACAUUGCACUUGAUGUUUCUCAUUUUACUGCAGGUGAACAGUUAUCAUUGAAUAUCUUCUGGCAUCUUCUCCCUACCUUUCCAAUCUGAUAAAGGGUCUUGGCCUGAAACAUCAACUGUUUAUUCAUUUCCAUAGAUGCUGCCUGACCUACUGAGUUCCUCCAGCAUUUUGUGUGUGUUGCUGCCAAUCAUGGCAUUCUUAAUUCCAAAUAAUGCACAACUUGCAGAGGCCUCUUCCCCUUCCUCCAUUGUAAGGAUGUUGGUGGUAAGAGUGGGGGAAUACUUGUUCUGAGUGUCCACAUUGAGAUAGUCAGAUGAUAAAUCCACUGACUCCACCAUGUUAAGCCCAAAUGUCCCCGUUUACUAUGCUUCUCUAAAUCUUGAUGCUGGCUAUCUGUGGGGUUGGUGUUAAAUUGGAACCUGCUGUGUGUUCUGACUCUAGACCCCUCUCUCUGGUAACGGAGUCCACACAAACUACUUCUCUGGUAGACUCCAGGUGGGGGAUGACUUCUGUGCCAUUCAUCCAAGCAGGAACUCCUCCCACACAAUCCCAAAAACAUAAGGUAGCUAGCUUAGUUCUUGCCCAUUGAAACUGGAAGUGGCUGAAGAAACAUCCAAAAUGACCUUUGGAGUAAAAGGACUGACGACCACUAUUGACUUUCUUUUAAAAUUGUUUUUACAGUUGUGUAUUGUCUGUGACAUGAUUUCUUUGUUUAGCAUGUAAUAAAAAAAACUCCGGUAUAAUAUUUUUUGUACUUGAAUAUCUUUUCAU